CUGCAUCAUUCUCUAUCGUCCAGCAUUGCGCCCUCCUGUGUCUUUAAGAGGUUGAACUUGAGGCUGAUUUAUGGUUUGCGAGUCCUGGCUCGUCUUCACUUGACUCAGCCCUGCGUGUGUGUUCGUGUCAGUGACACGGCAUAAAUGAUGAGUGCGGUCGGCGGCGGGGGCAGGAUCUUCAUCUGAAAGCAUGCAGGCUGUGGGGCGGCCGGGGCGGCCGCUGCGGGCCACCGUACCCGUGUGGAUGCUGCUGAGCGCGGCGGCGGGGGCCAGAGCGCAGGACGACGCCAUGGAGGAGCUGGUCACCGAGAAGGAGGCGGAGGAGAGUCACCGGCAGGACAGCGUCAACCUGCUGACGUUCAUCCUGCUGCUCACCCUCACCAUCCUCACCAUAUGGCUGUUCAAGCACCGGCGGGUCCGCUUCCUGCACGAAACCGGCCUGGCCAUGAUCUACGGUUUGCUGGUGGGUGUGAUUCUGCGUUACGGUAUUCCUGCCACCAGCUACCAUAACAAGACUCCCCCCAGCUGCAUGCUGCAGGAAGGACCUGUCAGCACCCUGCUGCUCAACAUCAGCGGCAGGAUCUUUGAGUACACCCUCAAAGGGCAAAUCAACUCCAGGGAGAUUCACAAUGUGGAGCAGAAUGAUAUGCUGCGCAAGGUGACUUUUGACCCCGAGGUUUUCUUCAACAUUUUACUUCCUCCGAUUAUUUUUCAUGCUGGCUACAGUCUGAAGAAGAGACACUUCUUCAGGAAUCUGGGCUCCAUCAUAACAUAUGCCUUUCUUGGCACUGCCAUCUCCUGCUUUGUUAUUGGGAAUCUGAUGUACGGCGUGGUGAAGCUGAUGCAGAUGGUUGGACAGCUGACUGACAAGUUCUAUUACACGGACUGCCUCUUCUUUGGCGCCAUCAUCUCUGCCACAGACCCGGUGACGGUGCUAGCCAUCUUUAAUGAGCUCCAUGCGGAUGGGGAUCUCUACGCUCUGCUAUUUGGAGAAAGUGUUAUGAACGACGCAGUGGCCAUUGUGCUCUCCUCGUCUAUUGUGGCGUACCAGCCUAGUGGUGCAAACACACACAUGUUCGAUGCCGCUGCAUUUUUCAAGUCGGUGGGUGUUUUCCUGGGUAUUUUCAGCGGCUCCUUUGUGAUGGGAGCGGCCACAGGAGUCGUCACCGUUCACGUCACUAAAUUCACUAAGCUGCACUACUUCCCUCUGCUGGAGACCGCCCUCUUUUUCCUCAUGUCCUGGAGCACCUUCCUGCUAGCUGAGGCUUGCGGAUUCACAGGUGUUGUAGCGGUGCUGUUUUGUGGCAUCACACAGGCUCACUAUACCUACAACAACCUCUCUGGGGAAUCCACAAAACGCACCAAGCAGCUCUUUGAAGUCCUUCACUUUCUGGCUGAGAACUUCAUCUUCUCCUACAUGGGCUUGGCUCUGUUCACCUUCCAGAAUCACAUUUUCAGCCCCAUCUUCAUCAUAGGAGCCUUUAUUUCAAUUUUCAUUGGAAGAGCUCUCAAUAUCUACCCACUGUCUUUUCUUCUCAACCUCGGCCGAAGGGACAAAAUCAGAGGGAACUUCCAGCACAUGAUGAUGUUUGCAGGUCUGCGGGGGGCGAUGGCGUUUGCCUUGGCUAUCCGGGACACUGCUACCCACGCUCGUCAGAUGAUGUUCACCACCACGUUGCUCAUUGUCUUCUUCACCGUCUGGGUGUUCGGUGGAGGAACUACACCCAUGCUGUCCUGGCUACACAUCAGGGUUGGAGUUGAUCCAGAUCAAGACAUGCAGUCCUCGGGAGACAGCUUCCAAGUCUUGCAGGGGGACGGCUCCCAGGGUGAAGGGCAGAGUAAAACCAAACAGGAGAGUGCGUGGCUCUUCAGGCUUUGGUACAACUUUGAUCACAAUUACCUUAAGCCCAUCCUGACACACAGCGGUCCGCCGCUCACCUCCACUCUGCCCAGCUACUGCGGCCCACUGGCCAGCUGUCUGACCAGUCCCCAGGCGUACGAGAAUCACGAGCAGCUGCGGGACCCCGACAGCGACCUGGGCCACAACGAUGCCGACCUGACCUUCAUGUUCGGCGACACCUCCAUCACGGCCAACGGCGCGUCCGGCAGCCGAGCGGACGCCGCCGGGGGGUCGGGUUGGAGUGCGAAUGGAAAAAGGAGCGGCAGCACGUCAGAGGAAGCAUUGGAGCGUGAGCUGGACUCCCGCGAGCAGGAGCUGCUGAGCCGUGGCACACGCCUGGUUUUCCCCAUGGAGGAUCAUGUCUGACUCUGCCCUCCCCCCCCCAUCCCCCACCCGCCUGCUUGAGCUGCCAACUUCUACCUGACCCCACUGCCCAUCCAGAUACCUUGUCCUCUGCUCUUUCUACUUCCAAGUGCCCAGUACUUCCACGAUGAGACAUUAUGAAGAGAUGGAAGUAGACAGGAGGAGUGGGGAGGGGGGGGGGCUGAGCUCCCUCUAGGCCAAGAGGCAGAGACCAGGGAACAUUUCAUCCUCAUCACAGAGAAGAUUUAUUCUCAAGGAUACUUCUAGAGUGUCACGACGGAAAGUUGUGCAAAAAAAUGUUACCCACAUGGUCGUACAGAUGGCACUUUGUGGCUCAGCCUGAGUGGUAAAGAAGUAGGAAAAACUCUCUCUCUCUCAUCACAUUCCACAAGUCCAUGCUGACGAAACGAUGAAUGGCAUUGAGAUGAAAGCUGUUUUUGUAAAUGCGUACCAUUCAUCUGAAUAUGGGGAAACGGUGGCGUGUGAGACGCACGUGAGACAGUGAAUGUGUUUCCUCCACAGCUGCCGGCCGUGGUGGAAGAAUGCUAGCAUGUAAAUAGCUUUGAUCCAGAACCGCUGGUUUUUAUGGUUCACACCAAGUUACUGUCUCAGAUAGUACGCGUGCAUGUUGUCUUGAGCCGGCCUGGAUCCUUUUCUGUGUUUUGGACUUUUUCUGUCGCUCAAAUAAGGGCCAGAUGUGUUUAACUUUUAAUGAUAAGAUUUCUCAUGAGAUAACGCUGAUAAUCACCAUACGGGAGAAGUAGGAUGUGCGGUCUGAUGCAGUUGACUCGCUGAGGUGAAGAGCACACCGUCGGGUUUUUGAAUCUUCUGCAGAAUAUAAUGUUGUUUAGAGCCGCUUCGGUUGAAUUAUAUUAAAACGACCCAUCAAAGAUGCUGGAACUGAUCCGAAUUUGACGGUUUCAUGUGAGAAAUUGGAUAAAGUUUGUUUUUAUUUUAAUUCAUCAGAUAAAUUGUUAAUCCAUGUCAACUUCACAUUUAACUGAGAAAACUGCACUGGGAAAAGCAGUGUUAAUAUUACCACAUUUAGGUCAGUCCACUUCCCCGUGACCCCGUGCAGGAUUAAACGGGUGUAGAAGAUGGAUGGAUGGAUGGAUGGAGGUCAGUCCACUUAUGCAACAGACUUUUAUUUAUGCUGUUAGUUUAGCUCCCUCCUUACUGUAUAUUGAGACAUUGGUAAUGAUGAAUUUAAACUGCCCUGUCCUGCGCCUGAGAGACGGAGCCUGCGAGUGGACGUUGGGUUCAGGUGGGGCACCAUUCACUCCUUUAAACAGAAAAAAGUCAAAUAUAAAACCCAAGGGAACCGUGUAGAGGAGUUAGCGUGAACACAAAAUGCCACUCUUGUUGCCUGCCUGCACUAGCUCCCGAGUUGCCUCACUUAUACCUUUUUUUUUCUUUUGUUCUUUUAAUUUUAAACUUCGGCUGCUAAACUUUGAGACUUGAGUGACCUGAAAUCCCAAAGGAAAGAGACCACUGACGACAAUCGAUGAAGAUAAGUGCUUGCAAAAGCACUUUUUAAGCCUCGAUUUAUAAGUAGACUCUACCACUACUUUUUUUUACACUCAUCCAAGUUAUAUUUUUUUUAUAUUGGUACAGUUAAACAAAUAAAUAAAGGUCAAAUAAGGGUACAACCUCCCAUUUAUUUCAACUAUCUGUGAAAGCGAUAAUACUUUGAGGUUAUGCACGUAAAUAAUGCUAAUUAUGAGUCAUCCAAGCUUGAGCAUGACCUGUCAGUCUCUGAAAACGUGACGUUUUAACAGACAAAAGAAACACAUAAUGGUGUGUUUUUUGGCUGUGAAGACGAUGAGAUUUUUGAUGUUUUUUGUUUGGGGGUCAAAUGAAAGCCUGUCUACUCAAAGCUUUGUACUGUAAACAAUAUAUAAUGAGAAGAUCAUGUUUUGCUCGACUACCUGAGGCUCAGAAACGUCAUAUUUCGCUCAUGCCGCUCGUAUUAACUGUCAUCAGACCACUGACCUUCAGUCUUUCUGCAAUUUGAUUUGCUUCACUUAUGAAAUUAUUGUUGUUCAUUAAGUUACUCUCUGGUGACCUUCUACACAGCUUGAUUACAAAACCCCAACAAUUUAAUACAAUUCAAGCCAGUGUCCUAUGUAGCUCCAAACUGAACUGGUCGUACUUGGACUGCCGUGCUGUUUUAGGGCUGACGAAGCUGCAUCCAGCUCUUUGGGCACAUAUCACUGAUGUUUGCUGCUUGUGAAGUAUUUCUGUUUAUUAUUAAGCCAAUGUGGCCCUGUUUUGACACCUGAAACACGUACUAUGUCCUCAUUUCCACAACUUGAAGUGUCUGUGUGAGUGGCACAACAGUCUGAGCUGAAUCUGAAGCGUUCACGCCAGAGUUACUUGUGCGUUUAUUUUGGUCACUGGGGACCUCCAAGAGGAAAUGAAUCUAGUUGUGUAAGCGCCGUGCUGGCUGUGUGCAUUUAAAGUUUGCUGGAGGAAAAGGCUCUCUGGCUGCUGUCAGUUUUUCUGUCUGAUGGAAAAGGAAGCACAUACGUGUCAUUUAACUAAAAAAAACAACCGCUUUUGCUUAUACCGUGCCUGAUAGAAAAUGUUGCACAGAAACCUUGUGCAAAGACUGAAUAGUGAAGUUGUUGCAUCUCAAGAUGAAGAGGACUGUGCUUAAGUGCUGUGAAUUUCCCCUCCAUCGCUGCCCCGCUGGCUGACAUGCAGUCGGACUGAAGCAACAUCACUGACAAUUUAACUGAAGGCGGCAGAUGAUUAAAUGAGCAGAGACUGGCACUUUACCUCGCACAGAGGACACUCGUGGGACUCUUAUAUAACCUUCAUGUGCACUCUGUCUUUCUCCAUGCUGCUGUACUGUCAGUUGUCUUGCUGGCUAUUUUAAAACUCUCUCUGUACCUGAGAAAUGUGAGAUGUAGCCUAUUUGUCAAUAUGUCCACCUGUGGUUUCUAGUUGCAACUGGCUGCCGGGUGCGUCACAGUUUGCAUGUGAUCAUGUAAAUAAAAAAUCUUCAAGUUCA
This is a messenger RNA of Cololabis saira (Pacific saury), 5279 nucleotides long. RefSeq names its product solute carrier family 9 member 7 (gene slc9a7). NCBI's taxonomy places the organism in Eukaryota, Metazoa, Chordata, Actinopteri, Beloniformes, Belonidae. The transcript has 16 exons. Gene Ontology annotation, molecular function: sodium:proton antiporter activity. Bases 191 to 2266 code for a protein of 691 amino acids. Gene Ontology annotation, biological process: regulation of pH; sodium ion transport; proton transmembrane transport. The record is from RefSeq and is a predicted model, not a curated record. Gene Ontology annotation, cellular component: membrane; recycling endosome.